Molecule: messenger RNA, 2730 nt
Organism: Canariomyces notabilis
Lineage: Eukaryota; Fungi; Ascomycota; Sordariomycetes; Sordariales; Chaetomiaceae
Exons: 5
Coding region: 447-2384 (645 amino acids)
Biological process (GO): transmembrane transport
Cellular component (GO): membrane
Molecular function (GO): transmembrane transporter activity
Source: RefSeq, a predicted model, not a curated record
CCUGGAUGAAAGCGGAACUGGGACGACGGUUGUCCAAGCUUCAAAGUUACACUUACACGUUCACCCCAUGUCCUCCAAUCCUGCGCGCGGCCGAUCACAUCCUGUUCUGCGACCGCUACAUGCAUCCUACCGUUCUUGACCGGCCGAUGGUGCGGAGAGCGUGACCUCGGAGUAAUUGCGGGGAAGGACCCUUGAUGAGCGGCGACAAAAAGAUGCAAAUGCGCUGGCCCGGAUUGCUUCGUAACUCGGAUCUGAGUGCCGAGGCCUGGGAUUCUAAUAAGAAUGGUUGCUGUCCCGCUGUGUCCUUCCCGAAAAGAAAAUCCUGUCACGGUCAAUUCCAUGCUCAGGCACCUAGGGCACACAGGCGCUGUUCACUGCUGUUGAGCAUUGCUCGUCCUUCACACAGUUAGCAGUUAACCAAGAGUGUUAAUCUCUACUUGACAGCCAUGGCGGACAGCCCAAGCUCGGAUAGCAUCCGAGCUGGCAACGAUCAAGCCACCAUCUCAAAGGAAACUGGAAUUGAGGGACAUCACAUCGAGAAGGGUUUAUCGAACACGGAACAUGUCGAUCUCAACCGGAAUCUCGAGGCAAGGAUCAAAAACCCGCUGCAAGGUAUCCCCAGGGACGAGCUCAUGCGCCGCGUCGAAGCCUUUGCCGAAGAAAAGGGUCUUACAGAGCAUGUCGCCCUGCUCCGCAAGGGUGCGCUGGUGGCCCAGGAUCCGAAUGCCUACGACGAGAUCACGGGGCCCGAGGCUCUGACCGAAGAGGAGAAAACGGUCCUCCAAGACGAAGUCCAACACAAAUGGCGCCUCCCCACCAAGCUGUUCCUGACCAUCGCAACCUGCUCCAUUGGCGCUGCCGUCCAGGGGUGGGACCAGACGGGAACCAAUGGCGCAAACAUCUUCUUCCCGGAGAUCUACGGUAUCGGGGGCACCGACACGCGCUCCAAAAUUCUGGUCGGGCUGGUCAAUGCCGGCCCGUACAUUGGGAGUGCCUUCAUCGGCUGCUGGCUUUCCGACCCCAUCAACAACUGGUUUGGCCGUCGCGGCGUCAUCUUCUUCUCGGCCCACUUCUGCCUGUGGCCCGUCAUCGCCUCGGGCUUUUGCCACACUUGGGAGCAGCAGCUCGCAUGUCGGCUUCUCAUGGGUAUCGGAAUGGGCGUCAAAGCAUCGACGGUGCCAAUCUAUGCCGCCGAAAACUCCCCGGCCAUUAUUCGAGGUGCUCUCGUCAUGUCUUGGCAGAUGUGGACAGCGUUUGGCAUCUUCCUUGGAACUGCGAUCAAUCUUGCCGUCUACAACGUGCCUGACAUCAAUUGGCGUUUGAUGCUCGGUGCACCUUUCAUCCCUGCCGUCCCCUUGCUGCUGCUCAUCUAUCUCUGCCCCGAGUCGCCGCGCUGGUACAUGAAGAAGAACCGCUACAAAGAAGCGUGGAACUCCAUGAUCAGGCUCCGGAACCAUCCGUUGCAGGUCGCGCGCGACAUCUUCUACAUCCAUUCCCAACUCGAACUGGAGAUUGAGCUGCUUCGCGGCAGCACCUAUGCUCGUCGUUUCGUCGAACUCGUCACCAUUCCUCGCGUGCGCCGCGCAACCCUGGCCGCCUUCACCGUCAUGAUCGCCCAGCAGAUGUGCGGUAUCAACAUCAUCGCGUUCUAUAGCACCACCAUCUUCAGAGAGGCCGGACAGAGCGAGUUCCAGUCCCUGCUCGCGUCCUUCGGCUUCGGUCUGGUAAACUGGGCCUUUGCGUUCCCGGCGUUCUGGACCAUCGACACUUUCGGGCGGCGAUCCCUCCUCUUGUUUACCUUCCCGCAAAUGACUUGGACCUUGCUCGCCGCCGGCCUCUGCACCCUCCUCUCGCAGGAGACCGAUUCCCAAAGAACUACGAGAACAGCCCUGGUGGCUCUCUUUGUCUAUCUUUUUGCCGCCUUUUACUCGCCAGGUGAAGGGCCUGUCCCCUUCACCUACAGCGCCGAAGUGUUCCCGCUCUCGCACAGAGAGGUGGGAAUGGGUUUUGCCGUGGCAACCUGUCUGUUUUGGGCGGCCGUGCUGGGCAUUACGUUCCCCUUCCUGCUCGAAUCGGCAAGCACCGUCGGCGCCUUUGGGUGCUACGCCGGGUUCAACGUUGUGGCUUUCAUCAUGAUCUUUUUCUUCGUACCCGAGACGAAGCAGCGGACGCUGGAGGAGUUGGACUACGUGUUCGCGGUGCCAACGUCGCAGUUUGCUAGGUACCAGCUUACACAAGCCCUGCCAUGGUGGUUCAAACGCUGGGUUCUGUUCCAACGGAAGGCCGAGCUUAAGCCAUUAUACCAGUUUGACCAGGAGAAGAGGCGGGCCAGGGAGCAGGAAACGGCCCAGCCGCAACAGGUGGCAGUGACGGCGGAGAAAUAGAGCAUACGCAGUGAUAGAUGUUGCUAUGAUACUGCCCCAGGAACUAGGUGGAUUCCUGUCGUUCGGGUUGGAAACACUUUGACUGCCAUGGCGGCAGCGAGCCGACUAAUCGAGUAUCGCUUUAAUGGCCAUGGUUCGUAUAGGUAGUAAAUUCCGGUCUCAAGUGGGCCGUUGGAAAUAAAGACUUUCUCUCAUGGUUACCUAAAAAUUGAGACGAGGGAAUGCUGUUAGUCUUCAAGAUGCUUUUUAUAUCCGCUUGAGACCAUCAAAUCGUGAGGCAAUCACGUCCAGAUAGCUGAUCUGAUCGAGGCUCUAGAUGUUUUGGAUAGGCGGCUGUAUCAAUGCG